This is a messenger RNA of Tuber melanosporum (Perigord truffle), 2368 nucleotides long. RefSeq lists its product as uncharacterized. The transcript is spliced from 3 exons. The record is from RefSeq and is a predicted model, not a curated record. Lineage: Eukaryota; Fungi; Ascomycota; Pezizomycetes; Pezizales; Tuberaceae. Gene Ontology annotation, cellular component: mitochondrion. The coding region runs from base 300 to 2246 and encodes 648 amino acids. Gene Ontology annotation, molecular function: 5-aminolevulinate synthase activity; pyridoxal phosphate binding. Gene Ontology annotation, biological process: heme biosynthetic process.
CCGGGCCCCUUCCUUCUGCUUCUUUCCUCAACGACCUCUUCCUUUUUAAAAGCCGAGUGAAUCCCCCACUUGGGCCUCUCCCCCUCCCCAUCGCUCUUUUUUCUCUAAAGUGAAAAGAUAAACAACUACUCUUCAACCCCAUACUUUGUACCGCUUCUUGCAUCCCCCCCCCCACUCUUCCAAUCCUAACUGGAAGAAGGAAAAAAAGACAGGACAAAAAAGAAAGAAAAAAAAAAGAGAAAGAAAAAAGGCCGGUUAAGAAAGGUUUCGACAACCCUACGGAACGGUGAUUAGCAACAAUGGAAUCUCUCCUCAAUCAGUCCCGGAAGCUCUGCCCCUUCCUCAAGAAGACAUCCCCGUCUACUCUUCGUGCGCUCUCUACUAGCUCGAGUGUCAAUGGCGUUGGUGGAGGAACGAUGUCUAACCUUCAGAUUGUCGCGCGUCGCUGCCCGGUCAUGUCAAAGGCGCUUGCCGUCCAGUCGGUUCGCAACUCCGCCUUCUCUCCUUCCCUCGGCUUGAGGCCGUCGGGGUUGGCUCGCGCAGGCGGUUUGCCGGUUGGUCAGAGGAGAUCUUAUGUUGUGCCCAGCAAGCCUACCAAUAUUCAAGCGUCUAUUCCAAAGGCUGCGGAUGCUGCCAAUGUUGAGUCUCUCCAUAUUCAGGCCGGUGUCUUUGAUACUUCUAAGGGCAUUUGUCCUCAUGGAGCUGCUGCGUUGAGAGCUGCUAGGGUAGCAGAGGGCAUGGCUCCCCGGGCGACGGCUCGUGUUACUCGUCCGGUCAAUGUGGUUCCCGCGGCUCACCAUUCCGGAAAGUUUGAUUAUGAGGCUUUCUACGGUGCCGAACUCGAGAAGAAACACAAGGACAAGAGCUACCGCUAUUUCAACAACAUCAACCGUUUGGCGAAGCAAUUUCCUCAGGCCCAUUUGGAGACCCCUGAUAAACUUGUCACUGCUUGGUGCUCCAAUGACUACUUGGGCAUGGGACGCAAUCCCGAAGUCAUUAAGACCAUGCACGAGACUCUUGACAUGUACGGUGCCGGAGCUGGCGGGACCAGGAAUAUUUCGGGUCAUAAUCAACACGCAAUUGCUCUUGAAGCGAGCAUUGCCAAACUGCACGCCAAACCGGCAGCCCUUGUUUUUUCGUCUUGUUAUGUGGCGAACGAUGCGACUUUAGCAACCCUCGGAUCGAAACUCCCGAAUUGCGUGAUUCUGUCCGAUUCCCUCAAUCACGCAUCAAUGAUCCAAGGAAUCCGUCACUCUGGUGCCAAGAAGAUUGUCUUCAAACACAACGAUCUUGUCGACCUCGAGGCAAAACUCGCAUCCCUUCCCUCGCAUGUUCCGAAAAUCAUUGCUUUUGAAUCCGUGUACUCCAUGUGUGGAUCCGUUGGGCCGAUUGAGGAGAUUUGUGAUUUGGCCGAGAGGUAUGGUGCUAUUACCUUUCUGGAUGAGGUCCAUGCUGUCGGUAUGUACGGGCCACAUGGUGCUGGUGUUGCGGAGCAUCUUGACUUUGGGGCCCACCGUGCUGGAAAGCCUAAGGGAACUAUCAUGGACCGCAUCGACAUUAUCACUGGCACUCUCGGGAAGGCGUAUGGUUGUGUUGGCGGAUACAUUGCAGGCUCGGCAAAGAUGGUUGAUGCCGUUCGUUCGCUUGCUCCCGGUUUCAUAUUCACCACUUCUCUUCCUCCGGCAACCAUGGCUGGUGCAAGGGCCGCAAUUGAAUACCAGGCCAACUACGACGGCGACCGCAUCCUCCAACAACUCCACACCCGUGCCGUUAAGGAUUCCCUGGAAGCUAGAGACAUACCUGUAAUCCCUAAUCCCUCUCACAUUGUCCCGAUCCUCGUCGGCGACGCGGAAAUUGCUAGAGCUGCUAGCGACUCUCUCUUGGAAGACCACGGCAUCCACGUUCAAGCCAUAAACUACCCUACUGUUCCGGUCGGUCAGGAGCGUCUCCGCAUCACCCCGACUCCCGGCCACACCCAGAACUACCGCGAUCAUCUCAUUGGCGCUCUCGAGUCGGUCUGGAGCACACUUGGAAUCAAGCGUACCAGUGAUUGGAGAGCCGAAGGCGGCCUUUGCGGCGUUGGCAUUGACGGCAUGAAACCGCAAAACAUCUGGUCGGAUGAACAACUCGGCAUUUCUGGUGGCGGCGCCAUCACCUCGACCGCCAACAUGAAGACGGGAGGAAAUAUUGCGAUCGGUGACAUUCUCAAGGGGAAGGUGGGUCGGCUGGUUUCUACCGUUGCUUAGGGUUCCUAUUUACUGCGUCUGUGGAGGUAUUGUGAUGGUGAGGGGUAGUUUAGUUGGCAGCCAUUUAUUUCUUGAUUUCCCCACUGCAGGGGCAAUAAAUUUUAUACAUGGCGAUCAAAUAA